This is a messenger RNA of Linum tenue, 876 nucleotides long. Lineage: Eukaryota; Viridiplantae; Streptophyta; Magnoliopsida; Malpighiales; Linaceae. The record is from the annotation of a GenBank genome assembly.
AUGGAGUUGCUGCUGCUGCAUCUCGCCGCAUGUUGGAGUUGCCUGAGCUUCCGAAGCCCGAAUUGCCUCCUCUGCCUAAACCAGAGCUGCCCCAUUUCCCUGAUCUCCCCAAGCCAGAGCUGCCCCACUUUCCAGAGCUGCCCAAACCUGAAGUCCCUAAGCAUGAAGUUCCAGAGUGGCCCAAACCUGAAGUCCCUAAGCAUGAAGUUCCAGAGUGGCCCAAACCUGAAGUCCCUAAGCAUGAAGUUCCAGAGUUGCCCAAACAGCUGCCAAAACCUGAAGUCCCCAAGCUUCCAGAACUGCCGAAACCUGAAAUCCCUAAGCAUGAAGUUCCAGAGUUGCCGAAACCUGAAAUCCCUAAGCAUGAAGUUCCAGAGUUGCCAAAACCUUAUGUCCCUAAGCCCCAAGUUCCAGAGCUGCCAAAACCUGAUAUCCCGAAACCUGAAGUUCCAAAGCAUGAGGUGCCAGAGUUGCCAAAACCUGAAAUCCCCAAGCUUCCAGAACUGCCGAAACCUGAAGUCCCUAAGCAUGAAGUUCCAGAGUUGCCCAAACCUGAAGUUCCAGAACUGCCAAAACCUGAAGUCCCUAAGCAUGAGGUGCCAGAGUUGCCAAAACCUGAACUCCCACCUCUGCCCAAGCCUCAAGUUCCAGAACUUCCCAAACCUGAACUCCCACAUUUCCCAAAACCUGAAGUUCCACAGCUGCCUAAAGUGCCAGAGAUACCAAAACCUGAACUUCCAAAAGUGCCAGAAAUGCCCCAUUUCCCUGACCUCCCAAAACCCAUUACUCCUUGAAAUCUUUCCCAGCUUGCUCUUCUGCCUGUUGAAUGUGGUGGCUGCUGCAUCUACUAGUUCCUCAUACCAUCAUUAUCCAUAA